GCAUCGUCAUCUGCACAAUCAUCCACUCGGAGAGGGAAUCGGAGAGGGAACACGGGAGAAUCGUCCAGUACCCACCCGUCGCAUCCUGUAGAUCUGUCCAUACGUUGAAGUCCAAACCUCCCUGUGAGACGUGGAUGUAAAAAGUGUUAAGAACAGCAUGACAAUCUAGUCUGCCGCACGUAUUUGCAAUCUCACAGGUUGCCCUUCUAUUCCCCACUGUCUGGUGCACCAUGUCGCACACCGCUGAAAGUGAAGCCGAAGCACUGAAAGAACUCCGACAAUAUUCUGCCCAUUGUCGUCUGAGGAUGUUUCAACAAGUGAGACGCAAUCUGCGGGAGCAUGACCAUCCGUUAGAUAUACAGCCCUCGGGUAAUCAGAGAGAGAAGAGUCAAAUUGAGCGUCAAGCUACCAUGACGGCCUUGGAUGGGGUGAGGAAAUUCAUAGGCACACUUUACACAAGAGUGAGGGACAAAAUUGCUUGAGGCUGAGCGGUGUCGACAGUAUUGUUUACCAGCGCACGCCUGGUGCAGCGCAAACUAAUUGGAAACGCUUUAUUCACGUCGCUAGUAAAUAGAUCUCAGUUCCAUUAACAGAGGUGGACUCCCAGGGAUUUCCCGAAGCUUUGGGUGUCGGGUGUGGUGUUGCGUUGUGCCGAUGUGGUUUGAAUGCCAGGCCAUCCGGAAACCUAGCCACAAUCGCCAACAAGUAAGCACAAAUGUGCAUUUUCGAGGCGCAGGGCUACGACCU
Messenger RNA from Colletotrichum godetiae, 747 nucleotides. RefSeq lists its product as uncharacterized. Lineage: Eukaryota; Fungi; Ascomycota; Sordariomycetes; Glomerellales; Glomerellaceae. The coding region runs from base 231 to 482 and encodes 83 amino acids. The record is from RefSeq and is a predicted model, not a curated record. The transcript has 2 exons.